Molecule: messenger RNA, 880 nt
Organism: Drosophila mojavensis
Lineage: Eukaryota; Metazoa; Arthropoda; Insecta; Diptera; Drosophilidae
Gene: Prx6a
Product: peroxiredoxin-6
Exons: 3
Coding region: 101-775 (224 amino acids)
Biological process (GO): cell redox homeostasis; cellular oxidant detoxification
Cellular component (GO): cytosol; mitochondrion
Molecular function (GO): peroxiredoxin activity
Source: RefSeq, a predicted model, not a curated record
CUAUUUAAUUUGAUAGCCUGUCUAUCGAGAGUUUGACAGCUGCAGUUAAGUUUUUAAUAAGCUCUUUUCGUUCGUUUUAGUUACUUGUCGAUUUCUUAAAAUGUCUAACAAAGCACUAAAUAUUGGCGACCAGUUUCCCAAUUUCGAAGCUCAGACGAAUGUGGGCAGAAUCGAUUUCUAUGACUGGAUGGCCGAUAGCUGGGCCAUACUCUUCUCGCACCCGGCGGAUUUUACGCCCGUUUGCACCACGGAGCUGGCCCGCGUGGCUCAGCUAAUGCCGGAGUUUCUGAAGCGCGGCGUUAAGCCAAUUGCACUGUCAUGUGACACAGCAGAAUCGCAUAAUGCCUGGAUUGAGGACAUUAAGAGUUAUGCCAAGUUGUCCAGCUUUAAUUAUCCCAUUAUCGCGGAUAAUAAGCGUGAAUUAGCCGUAAAGCUGAAUAUGCUGGACAAGGAUGAGCUCAGUGCAGAGGGCAUACCGCUCACCUGCCGCGCAGUCUUCGUCAUUGACAACAAGAAGAAGCUCCGUCUCUCUAUUCUGUAUCCAGCUACAACGGGUCGCAAUUUCGAUGAAAUUCUGCGCGUUGUCGAUUCGCUGCAGUUGACUCAGACAAAGAGCGUGGCCACGCCCGCCGAUUGGAAGCAGGGCGGCCAGUGCAUGGUGCUGCCCUCUGUGCAGGCUGUGGAUGUCCCCAAGCUGUUCCCCAAGGGCAUUGAGACCAUCGAAGUGCCGUCCGGCAAGAGCUAUUUGCGUAUUACGGCCCAGCCACAGAUCUAACGUCUCAUUCCCCACAAAGAACAGUUAUGAAUUGUGAUAAUCAGCAUUUUACAUGAUUUUAUUACAAAAAUUAUAAUUAACAACAAAUAAAAUUGUUUGCUUGAA